Aspergillus nidulans FGSC A4 is the source of this 2443-nucleotide messenger RNA. Its product is annotated as ATP-binding cassette family ATPase ARB1. The record is from RefSeq and is a predicted model, not a curated record. The transcript is spliced from 2 exons. Gene Ontology annotation, biological process: protein quality control for misfolded or incompletely synthesized proteins; ribosomal small subunit export from nucleus; ribosome biogenesis. Lineage: Eukaryota; Fungi; Ascomycota; Eurotiomycetes; Eurotiales; Aspergillaceae. Gene Ontology annotation, molecular function: ATP hydrolysis activity; ATP binding; nucleotide binding. Gene Ontology annotation, cellular component: membrane; nucleus. Bases 267 to 2099 code for a protein of 610 amino acids.
GCCCCAUCAUCUGGCUGCUGGAAAGUCAUUCUUCUCGUUUCCAUCUCUUUUUUCGACCCACUGUUAGUUGUCUAUCGUCUAUCGAUAAGGGCUUUAAGGAACCUCCCCCACCUCAGCAACAGGAAGGCUCGCCCCCCCGCUAUUUUUAUUUCUGAUCCACCCUCUCAAUUUUUCCCUCCUUCACUCUUCAACGUCAGACUCUCCUCCUCCCACCAUCCCUAUCGAGUCCAUCCCAUCCCUACUAGCACACCAAACACACAGUCGAGAUGGUGUCCGCAUCCAAAGCCGCCCGCCUGGCGAAGCGUGGCGAUGCUAAGGCCAAGAAGGCCAGCAAGUCGAAGGACGACACCCCCGUCGAGUCCGGUGCUGAGGACCAGCCUGCCACCACCGACGCCAAGAUGAAGGAGGUCGAGAAGCUCACAGCACAGAUGGACAAGCACGGCCUGUCUGAUCGUGUCACUACCGGUGUGCUCUCGUCUAUGCCGUCCUCCCGGGAUGCUAAGAUCACGUCCGCGUCUCUCGUGUUUCACGGAAAGGUCCUCAUUACGGACUCUACUCUCGAACUCAACUUCGGUCGUCGCUACGGUCUGCUCGGUGAGAACGGUUGCGGAAAGUCGACUCUUCUCAAGGCCAUCGAUGCCCGUGAGUUUCCUAUUCCCGAGCACAUCGACAUCUACCUUCUGAACGAGGGUGCUCCUCCUAGCGACCUCGGUGCGCUUGAGUGGGUCGUUACUGAGGCGCAGAACCAGCUUGACCGUAUGGAGAAGCAGGCGGAGGAGAUCCUGGAGAAGGAAGGUCCUGACAGUCCUAUUCUUGAGGACUUGUACGACCGCAUGGACAAAAUGGACCCCUCCACAUUCCAUACUCGUGCUUCCCUAAUCUUGACUGGUCUUGGUUUCAACAAGACGACUAUUCACAAGAAGACCAAGGACAUGUCCGGUGGUUGGCGAAUGCGUGUGGCCCUCGCCAAGGCCCUGUUCGUCAAGCCCUCUCUGCUUCUUUUGGACGACCCCACCGCUCACUUGGAUCUCGAGGCUUGUGUGUGGUUGGAAGAGUACCUGAAAAAGUGGGAGCGUACUCUUGUCCUGGUUUCUCACUCUAUGGAUUUCCUCAACGGUGUCUGCACUAACAUGAUCGACAUGCGCAUGAAGCAGCUUCUGUACUACGGUGGUAACUACGACUCUUACCACAAGACCCGUGCCGAACAGGAGACCAACCAGAUGAAGGCCUACCACAAGCAGCAGGAAGAAAUUGCUCACAUCAAGAAGUUUAUUGCCUCCGCCGGUACCUAUGCCAACUUGGUGCGUCAGGCAAAGUCUCGUCAGAAGAUCCUCGACAAGAUGGAGGCAGAUGGUUUCAUCCAACCCGUCAUUCCCGACCGUGUCUUCAGCUUCCGCUUUGCCGAUGUUGAGAAGCUUCCCCCUCCUGUCCUGUCUUUCGAUGACGUUUCCUUCUCAUACUCCGGUAACUGGGAUGACACUCUCUACGAGCACCUUGACUUCGGUGUCGACAUGGACUCCCGAACUGCCCUUGUCGGUCCCAACGGUGUUGGUAAAUCGACCCUGCUGCGUCUCAUGACUGGCAAGCUCUCCCCUAUCGGUGGUCGUGUCAGCCGUCACACCCACUUGAAGCUCGGCAUGUACAGCCAGCACUCCGCUGAGCAGCUCGAUCUGACCAAGUCUGCCCUGGAGUUCGUCCGUGAUAAGUUCCCUGAGAAGUCUCAGGAUUUCCAAUACUGGCGUCAGCAGCUCGGUCGCUACGGUCUCUCCGGUGAGGCCCAGACCGCUCUGAUGGGUACUCUAUCCGAAGGUCAGAAGAGCCGUAUUGUUUUUGCUCUGCUUGCCAUCGAGUCUCCCAACAUGCUCCUGCUCGACGAGCCUACCAACGGCCUUGAUAUCCCCACCAUUGACAGUUUGGCUGAUGCUAUCAACGCCUUCAGCGGUGGUGUUGUCGUUGUGUCUCACGAUUUCCGACUCCUCGACAAGAUUGCCAAGGACAUCAUGGUCUGCGAGCACAAGACUGUCCGCCGCUGGGACGGCACCAUUGGUGAAUACAAGAACCACCUCCGCAAGAAGAUGAUUUCCGAGGGUACCGUCUAAACGGGCCCGUUACCUUUUUUCUCUUUUAACGACUGGCAUGCUAGAUCACGAUACAACGUGGGAAAAGAGGAAAAGUUCUUUUGUUGUGUAUUCUCUGUCUCUACCCCGGGAGUGAUGAGCCGUCCUGGAAGGAUGGAUGGAUGAAUGAUAUAGGGGACGUUUAUGUCCCAGUUUUUUUGUUGUUUGCGUCUGUGUCUCGUGCUUCUGGAGAUAUCUGUUUUCCGAUUUUCUAUAGGGUGCUUUUUUUCUACUUAACUUUAGAUGGCCUGUGCUACUUCUCAUACCUUCAUUCCUCCAUCAUCUAGACUUUGGCUCGGAGAUUGAAUUGAUAUCUUUGCCUUGGC